This is a messenger RNA of Stegastes partitus (bicolor damselfish), 1788 nucleotides long. RefSeq names its product polypeptide N-acetylgalactosaminyltransferase 6-like. The record is from RefSeq and is a predicted model, not a curated record. The coding region runs from base 1 to 1788 and encodes 595 amino acids. Gene Ontology annotation, molecular function: polypeptide N-acetylgalactosaminyltransferase activity. Gene Ontology annotation, biological process: protein O-linked glycosylation. NCBI's taxonomy places the organism in Eukaryota, Metazoa, Chordata, Actinopteri, Pomacentridae. The transcript is spliced from 10 exons. Gene Ontology annotation, cellular component: Golgi apparatus.
AUGCCUUCAUUUCACUGUCGACUCACCCGUUCAGUGAAAUUAGCACUUUCCUGCUGUUUGGUGUUAUUUCUCCUCAUAUUCUACCUCCUCCCCUGGACCACCCCGCUGCAACCAACACACCUACCUGUGGGAGACCAGGGAACACUCAGAGGAUCUUUGCCUGGACAUGAUCCCUCACAGCGCAACUGUCCUCCUGGAGUUUACAGCAAGGAGGAGCUGAAGCCUCCACUUCAGAGGCCUCUCCAAGAUCUCAGAGCGCCGGGGGCAGGCGGAAAACCCUUUGUAUAUCAACAGAUGUUUUUUGAGGAACGUGUAGAGAAAUCACGAGGGUAUCUUAAACACCAGUUCAACCAGUUUGCCAGUGAUCGCAUCUCCUUGCACCGUGAUCUGGGCAAAGACACAAGGCCUCCAGACUGCUUGAAGCAGAAGUUUUGGCGAUGUCCCGGCCUCCCGACCACCAGCGUGAUCAUUGUGUUUCAUAAUGAGGCCUGGUCCACCCUGCUCAGGACGGUGUACAGUGUCUUACAUACAGCUCCUGCUGCUCUGCUCACAGAGAUCUUACUGGUGGAUGAUGCCAGCACAGAUGAUCACCUGAAGUCUCGUCUGGAUGAAUACGUGCAGCAGCUGAGUAUCGUCCGUGUUUUACGUCAGACAGAGUGGAAAGGUUUGGUCGCAGCCAGACUGUUAGGAGCUCGAGCUGCACGAGGAGAAGUCCUCACCUUCCUGGAUUCCCACUGUGAAUGCUUCCCUGGAUGGCUGGAGCCUCUUCUAGCUCGAAUAGCUGAGCAACCUACCGCUGUGGUGAGCCCAAGAAUCCCUGGCAUUGACAAAGAUUCCCUAAAGUUCACUAAACCAGUCCCUAAUCCGCGGUAUUACAGCCGAGGAGUUUUUGACUGGGCGUUGGUGUUUGCAUGGGAGGUCAUCCCUGAAAGGGAAAAGAAGCGACGGAAGAAUGAGACUUAUCCAAUCAGAACUCCUACCUUUGCUGGUGGCCUGUUCUCGGUAUCUAAAUCGUACUUUGAGUAUAUUGGGACUUAUGAUGACCACAUGGAGUUCUGGGGAGGUGAGAAUUUGGAAAUGUCCUUCAGGGUGUGGCAAUGCGGAGGUCAGCUGGAGAUUGUUCCUUGUUCUGUUGUUGGGCACAUUUACCGCGAACAUAGCCCCCACACUUUCCCCAAUAGGAGCGCUACAAUAGCUCGCAACCUGGUGCGCCUGGCCGAGGUCUGGAUGGACGACUACAGAUUUGUCUUCUAUCGUUCAAACAGAGAAGCGGCCUCCAUUUUGAAGGCGAAUUCAUUUGGAGAUGUGGCAGAACGUCGUGAACUCAGGAAGCGAUUAAAGUGCAAGAGCUUCUCUUGGUACCUGAAAAAUAUCUACCCAGAAGCCUAUGUCCCUGACAUCAGGCCUGCCAUGUCCGGACAGUUAGAAAACAUUGGCUUAAAGUGCCGCCUGGAUGUGGAGAUGAGGAAAAGGCAGCCGGCUUCCAAGUUCAGAUGUAACAUAAGCGGUAAAGGACAGUAUUUCGAGUACACAUCCUGGCAAGAGAUCCGACUCAUCGCCCACUUAAAGUUGUGUUUACAUGCGACCCCUGGAGAACCUCAGGUGUCUCUUAAACAGUGUCGACUGAAGGGAAAAGCAGCACCAGAACAAGUGUGGAUCUUCACACAGAAAAAGUACCUGAAGAAUCCUUCAUCAGGCAAGUGUUUGACAGUGGCAGGAAGAAACGUGGCCAUGGCGACCUGCUCAUCCACCAGAGUCAGUCAGAACUGGGUCUUCAUCAGUGACUAG